AUGGAGGCCAAUGUUGUAAACAGAGGCAGAGCCAGAGGAGUGAGAGUAAGAGGAGGACGAUGGGGAGGACGAGGACGAGGACGAGGACGAGGAAGGCCAAGGACAAUCAUGUCUGAUGAGUUCCGAGCCACUUUGGUUGACCAUGUCUACUCUCACUACAAAACUGCAGUACUGCAUAUCAAUACAGUACUCAAUGAAAAUAAACUGAGGAUUAAGCAGGUCUACAGGGUGCCAUUUGAGCGCAAUUCAGAAAGAGUCAAAGAAUUGCGAUAUAACUAUGUGCAAAGAGUCCUUGAGCUGGAGGUGGAUGCAGUGGAGCACCAGUUCUUCUUCAUUGAUGAGGUUGGAUUCAACCUCACAAAAAGACGAAGGAGGGGAAGGAAUAUAAUCGGCCAGCGUGCCAUUGUUGAAGUCCCUGGCCAGCACGGAGGGAACAUCACAAUGUGUGCAGCGAUGACCCACCAUGGCAUCAUCCAUCACCAUGCUACCCUUGGCCCCUACAACACUGCCCAUCUGAUCACAUUCCUGGACACCCUACACAACACACUCAUUCCACCAGAUCAGAUAGACGGCCCAGAGCAGCUCAGGUACGUUGUCAUUUGGGACAACGUAAGCUUCCACCGGGCUGCUCUGGUUCACUGACCCCCCACGCUUUUCAGUUGUUUAUCUCCCUCCAUAUUCUCCAUUCCUCAAUCCUAUUGAGGAAUUUUUUUCUGCCUGGAGAUGGAAAGUGUACGACCUAAAUUCAGAAACGCGUAUACCCCUUUUCCAAGCUAUGGAAGACGCAUGUGGAGAUAUAGCAGUUGAUGCUUUUCAUGGCUGGAUUC
Messenger RNA from Cyprinodon tularosa, 827 nucleotides. RefSeq lists its product as uncharacterized. The transcript has 3 exons. Gene Ontology annotation, molecular function: nucleic acid binding. NCBI's taxonomy places the organism in Eukaryota, Metazoa, Chordata, Actinopteri, Cyprinodontiformes, Cyprinodontidae. The record is from RefSeq and is a predicted model, not a curated record. The coding region runs from base 1 to 642 and encodes 213 amino acids.